AUGCCUCCCCCUUUCCGAUCCCUUGCCCGGUCCUCAGCAUCAACUUCUCUUGGGCAGUGCCCUCCCUGUUUUCCUCUCCCUUUCCCCCUGUCCUCCUCUCCCUUUCCCCCUGUCCUCCUCUCCCUUUCCCCCUGUCCUCCUCUCCCUUUCCCCCUGUCCUCCUCUCCCUUUCCCCCUGUCCUCUUCUCCCUUUCCCCCUGUCCUUCUCUCCCUUUCCCCCUGUCCUCCUCUCCCUUUCCCCCUGUCCUCCUCUCCAUUUCCCCCUGUCCUCUCCCUUUCCCCCUGUCCUCCUCUCCCUUUCCCCCUGUCCUCCUCUCCCUUUCCCCCUGUCCUCCUCUCCCUUUCCCCCUGUCCUUCUCUCCCUUUCCCCCUGUCCUCUCCAUUUCCCCCUGUCCUCCUCUCCAUUUCCCCCUGUCCUUCUCUCCAUUUCCCCCUGUCCUCCUCUCCCUUUCCCCCUGUCCUCUCCCUUUCCCCCUGUCCUCCUCUCCAUUUCUCUCUGUCCUCCUCUCCCUUUCCCCCUGUCCUCCUCUCCCUUUCCCCCUGUCCUCCUCUCCCUUUCCCCCUGUCCUCCUCUCCCUUUCCCCCUGUCCUCCUCUCCAUUUCCCCCUGUCCCCCUCUCCAUUUCCCCCUGUCAUCCUCUCCCUUUCCCCCUGUCCUCCUCUCCCUUUCCCCCAGUCCUCCUCUCCAUUUCCCCCUGUCCUUCUCUCCCUUUCCCCCUGUCCUUCUCUCCCUUUCCCCCUGUCCUUCCCUCCCACUUUUCCUCCCCCUCUCUCACAUCCCUUCCCUUUCCUACUGUCCUCUCCCACCAUUCACGCUUCUCUCAGCCAUCCCUUUCCCCCCUCCCCUGCCCCUCGCCUUCCCCCACUACCGUCCCUUCCCUUUCCACUACGUUCUCUCGUUCAAUUCAGCCGACAGUUCGCGACAUUCGCCUUGGAUGUUUUCAUCGCAACACAACUUACACACUCGCUAGCCAAUUGA
Closterium sp. Naga37s-1 is the source of this 978-nucleotide messenger RNA. The record is from the annotation of a GenBank genome assembly. Lineage: Eukaryota; Viridiplantae; Streptophyta; Zygnematophyceae; Desmidiales; Closteriaceae.